CUUUCCUUUCAGUUUGUGUUUAGAUCAGUUUGUGGAAAGUGCAGUGUUUUAGUUUGAGUUAUGUGGACCCGCACAUGUGAUGAUUUUAAAGUUCAAUGAUUUCAUUUUCCAAACAAAACGUUAGUUCAAUUUACGAUGAUUUUUAUCUUAAAUAAUAGAUUACAAAUUUUAAUUUCUUAAUCUAUCAACUCCUUGUUUGGCCUUGAACGACGAAAUUAACGAAAAAGGCGGUUCGACAUCGUCUUUUGGGAAACAGAGGAUGAAGGAUUUCUUUUAUUUUUGUAUUGCUGUAUUUUUUUGCAAUUUCCGACUCUCCAACGGACAUUAUACUCAACAAUGGGCUGUGCAUAUCCAAGGAGGAAAGAACGUAGCUGACGAGGUAGCUAGAGACCAUGGUUUCGUCAAUCAUGGAGUGAUUUUCGAAGAUCAUUAUCAUUUUUCUCACAAUGACGUAGCUAAAAGGUCGUUAAGGCCUAAUGUAGAUAAACGAGUUAAACUCGAUGUAGAUACUAGAGUUACCUGGUCAAAACAACAAAUAGCAAAAAGGAGAGUAAAAAGAGACUUAAAAGUACAAGAUAGUGAUCCAAAAUGGCCAUUCAUGUGGUAUCUAAAUCGAGGAGGAGGACUAGACAUGAAUGUAAUUCCUGCCUGGAUAGAGGGAGUUACAGGAAAAGGGGCUGUUGUUACGAUAUUAGAUGAUGGUCUGGAAAAGGAUCAUCCUGACCUUGUACAAAAUUAUGAUCCAAUGGCUUCUUAUGACGUGAAUGGUCAAGACCCAGACCCAAGUCCUCGCUACGACAUGAUCGAUUCGAAUAGACACGGCACCAGAUGUGCUGGUGAGGUAGCAGCUACCAGCAACAACUCUGUUUGUGCUCUAGGUGUUGCACACGGUGCUCAAGUCGGUGGAGUGAGAAUGUUGGAUGGUGAAGUAACAGACGCUGUUGAAGCUCGAUCUCUUAGCUUAAAUCCACAUCACAUCGAUAUAUACAGUGCUUCAUGGGGGCCUGACGAUGAUGGAAAGACUGUAGAUGGACCUGGAGCACUUGCAACAAGAGCUUUCAUCGAAGGCGUUACAAAGGGCCGGAAUGGUAAAGGCUCAAUUUUUAUUUGGGCAUCCGGAAACGGCGGAAGAGACCACGAUAACUGCAACUGCGAUGGUUAUACCAAUUCCAUAUACAGCUUGUCCAUUUCAAGUGUAACGGAGCACGGUCAUGUUCCAUGGUACAGUGAAGCCUGUAGCUCUACUUUGGCCUCAACGUAUAGUAGCGGAGCUAUGGGUGAAAAACAAGUAGUCACGACCGAUCUCCGCCAUUCAUGUACUAGCAGCCACACUGGGACGAGCGCAUCAGCCCCUCUAGCAGCUGGAAUAUGUGCUCUAGCUUUGGAAGCAAAUCCGAAUCUAACCUGGAGAGACAUGCAACAUAUCGUAGUGAGGACGGCAAGGCCACAAAAUUUGAUCGCUCCUGACUGGAAAGUAAACGGCGUUGGUAGGCAUGUUUCUCAUAGCUUCGGAUAUGGAUUGAUGGAUGCCUAUGCUAUGGUUCAACUGGCCAGGAACUGGACCACUGUCCCAGAACAACAUAAAUGUGAAAUCACUGCUCAGCAAGUUCCAAAAGGGAUACCACCAAAAAGUAUGGUGAUUCUCCAACUUCAAGUGAAGGAAUGCGAAGGCGUAGAAAUCCUGGAACACGUUCAAGCAAAACUGACAAUAUUUUCGCAACGAAGGGGCGAUUUAAACAUCCAGUUGACUUCGCCUCAAGGAACAAAAGUGGUACUGUUGGCACACAGGCCCCACGAUAAUUCCAGGGCAGGAUUUAACGAGUGGCCGUUCAUGUCAGUGCACUCUUGGGGUGAAUCACCGAUUGGAACUUGGCAGUUGGAAAUUCAUAAUGAUGGCCGGAUGUUGGGUGAGGUCAGAUACUGGCAGCUAAGUUUAUAUGGUACUGCGACGCCACCUGCAGCUGAUAAUCCAUCGACCGGUGAAAGCACCAACACUAUUCCUGAUUCGUUCAGCGAAGAUAUCUUUCGCAAUUCUAUUUAUAACUCUGUGGAAGCUGGAGCAGAGAAUCGUAAGGAUGUCCUAGAAGUGGAAGAAAAGGAAGCGUCAGGUUGUGCAAAAACUAAAGGCAAUUUUUGUUUAGAUUGUUCUCCCAACUACGUGCUGUACAAAGGCUUUUGUAUAAACAGCUGCCAGGAAAAAUUCUACAACACGAUUUUAGAUUUCGACACCCCAGAAGAAAUAAAGCGAUACCUUAAAAACCAAACCUGCUCACCUUGUCAUUACACAUGUAAAUCCUGCAAAAGCUCAUUAGACACUGGUUGUUUAGAAUGUUACAGCGACGCUGAGCUUGUGAUAUCGUCAUCAACAGAAUCAUAUUGUUAUCCCAUCCAUAUCGUCUCGGAAGUACUUUCAGAAAAGUGGUACUAUAGAAUGUUUAUAGUCAGCAUCAUAAUGCUUGCAUGUAGCAUUCCUGUGGCUAUUUACCUUUGCAUUAAGAGAAGAAAAAUAAGCCAUUAUAGAGACAAUGUAUCUUACGACGUCGUACAUGAUAUUAGAAGAAUGGAAAAAAAUGUUAAAUCGACUGUUUACAGCGAUGACAGGCGUUAGCAAGUAGAAUUUAUAGUAAUCAUCAUAUCUUGACAACCCCUGCAUUGUUUUUAUCGACAAGAUGUGAUAGAAUAAAUAUUAGUAACGUAAUUACUCAGCUCAAUAAUGAACUAUUAGUGAAUUUAGAUUGUUUAAGACUUUUAUACAGUAAAAAUAUACAUUCCUAAUCACAUCCAGCGAAGGGCAGUGUUUGUGAGUGUAUACCAAAAUAUAUUAUUUUAAUUGUAAUUGUAAAUUUUUGCAGAUACUGCCCUAUUGAUAUAUUUCAAAAUUCUCAGUAAUUUAGGAAUGACUGGGCAUGCUUUUAUUUUUAUUAAUUAAUGUAUAUUUUAGUAAUAUUUAUAUUGUAAAUAUAGUAGUAUAUAUGUACUUAUAAAUUGUUAAUAUUAUUAUGUGAGAUAUUA
Molecule: messenger RNA, 3012 nt
Organism: Diabrotica balteata
Lineage: Eukaryota; Metazoa; Arthropoda; Insecta; Coleoptera; Chrysomelidae
Source: the annotation of a GenBank genome assembly